AUGUACAUCAUCAAAGAAGGAAAACUGGCCGUGGUCGCAGACGACGGAGUCACGGAGUUCGCUGUUCUGAGCGAAGGCAACUUCUUUGGAGAAAUCAGCAUCCUCAACAUCAAAGGAAACAGGUCUGGAAACCGCCGCACUGCGAACAUCCGCAGCAUCGGGUACUCAGACCUGUUCAGCCUCUCCAAAGAAGACCUCACCUCCACUCUGGCCGAGUUCCCCGCCGCCAUGCGCCACCUGGAGGAGAAGGGCCGCCAGAUCCUCACCAAGAUGGGGAUGUUGGAGGAGAGCGCAGACGGAGAGGAAGAGGAAACUGAAAAGGUGGAGUCCAGAGUCCACAGACUCCAGGAGAACUUGGAAACACUUCAGACCAAACUAGCUCGGCUCAUGGUGGAGCUGGAGGCCAGCAACAGGAAGAUGAAGGGGCGGGUGCAGCAGCUGGAGUGGGAGGUGGCCACCAUGGACCACCAGGGAGGACCGGGACUGCAGGAAGACCACCAGGGAGGACCGGGACUGCAGGAAGACCACCACAGAGGACCGGGACUGCAGGAAGACCACCAGGGAGGACCGGGACUGCAGGAAGACCACCAGGGAGGACCGGGACUGCAGGAAGACCACCAGGGAGGACCGGGACUGCAGGAAGACCACCAGGGAGGACCGGGACUGCAGGAAGACCACCACAGAGGACCGGGACUGCAGGAAGACCACCACAGAGGACCGGGACUGCAGGAGUAUGUGGGGAGAGGAGAAGGUGUGGGGGAGGAAGCAGAUCUACACAGAGAGGAAGCAGAUCUACACAGAGAGGAAGCAGAUCUACACAGAGAGGAAGCAGAUCUACACAGAGAGGAAGCAGAUCUACACAGAGAGGAAGCAGAUCUACACAGAGAGGAAGCAGAUCUACACAGAGAGGAAGCAGAUCUACACAGAGAGGAAGCAGAUCUACACAGAGAGGAAGCAGAUCUACACAGAGAGGAAGCAGAUCUACACAGAGAGGAAGCAGAGGGGGAAGAGGAGGUCCACGACAGCAGAGGCCAGCAAAUCCAAGAUGGAGGACGUGACGAGGAGGUGUCUAAUGAAGGAGAUGGACAGAGUACGAAGAGCAAAGACAGCACUGAGGGUAGAGAAGGGACGGAGGAGAAGGGGGAGAAGGAGGUGAAGGAGGUGAAGGAGGUGAAGGAGGUGAAGGAGGUGAAGGAGGUGAAGGAGGUGAAGGAGGUGAAGAGUGAGAGAGCAGGAUACAUCAGACCAUACCUUAUACCUGGGAUGUCCCUGAGCUGCCGCCUGAUGUCGUUAAAAGCAGCACGUGCUUUCGCCGUCCGGGCUGUGUGA
Molecule: messenger RNA, 1329 nt
Organism: Knipowitschia caucasica
Lineage: Eukaryota; Metazoa; Chordata; Actinopteri; Gobiiformes; Gobiidae
Source: the annotation of a GenBank genome assembly